Gadus chalcogrammus (walleye pollock) is the source of this 8352-nucleotide messenger RNA. Its product is annotated as astrotactin-2-like. The transcript has 22 exons. NCBI's taxonomy places the organism in Eukaryota, Metazoa, Chordata, Actinopteri, Gadiformes, Gadidae. The record is from RefSeq and is a predicted model, not a curated record. The coding region runs from base 2576 to 6256 and encodes 1226 amino acids. Gene Ontology annotation, biological process: neuron migration; neuron cell-cell adhesion. Gene Ontology annotation, molecular function: protein binding.
AGUCUGUAUCGCUAGAGAGUCGGCUUUGCUUUUUGAGAUUGGAGAUCUUUGCUGCUUCGUUUUCUUGGUAGUUGAGCAGUUGCUUACCUACUAUUUUUCCAAUAAAAGGAACACCCUGCUCUUUAUGUGGUGUGCUUUUGUUUUGUUGGUUGAAUGUUUGUUGUCUUGUCAUCCUGGAGCACAAUGGCUGCUCCGUUUCGUAGAUGUGUUGCCCAGGGUAACCAGAGUGAAUCCUGCUGUGCUUCUAUUGUUGCAAUUGUAUUCGUUGACCACCGACAACAUCAACAACAACACACAAACAAACAAACAAAACAAAUAAAUCCAAAAAGCCUAAAUCAAAACAUGACACUCAAACAGUCACCCUUGACCCUUCUGCCAAACAUUAUUUUCCAGUUCUAACAGCUCUGCCACUCGAAGGGAAGCCAGGGUUGGGGAAAUACUUGCCCUUUUAUGAUCAGUAGUCUCUUUCUGUCCAGCCUACAUACAGCCAUUUAGGAGUGGUUGAGGUCAAUUGCUCGGUAAGCUCAAGAGAAUAGUACCCACAUACAGGUUGUCCAACUUAACCAUGGCUAGGAAUACAGAUUCAUCCCCAUGCCAUUGGUCCCCUGCAAUCAUUCACACAGGUUCUUACUGAAUACAGACAAUAUGAGCAAGGAGUGUGAAACAACUCAAAAUAAUCAAUAAUUGAACAUAAUAAAAUAUAAAUAAUCGAAAUUUGGUCGGCUUAGGUAUGUUGAUAUUAAGCCAGGGAUUCAUCUAACUAAUUCAGUAUCUCCACACACUUUAAUUACUUUAAAUGCUAACGGGCAUAAUAAGCCUGAGUUUGUGAAUUUAAAGUAAUAUAAUCACCAGUUUUGUUCUCAGGCGGAGCUGCUCUGUCUUGAUUAUAGAUUGAUUAUGUUAAUGUGGAGGUUUGUGUUGUAAUUACAAAGCAUCAUCUUCAUGGAAAGAUAACAGAGUUUAGUCAACCUGAAAAUAAUCUUCUCCUGCACAGUAUUCAAUAAACGGCACUAGUAUUGUUUUCUUAGAUAUGAUGGCCCUUUAUUAAUCCCAAUGUCCAAGGAACAAAACCUGGAUAUGCACACUGUUGAAUGCGUUCUAAUGUAUGGCAAAUAUAUAUAUUAAAACACAAACUGAGAUUACAUUACUUCUUUACUUUGUGAUUUUGAGAUUUAUUUUUAGCCAAGGUGCAUCGGAAUGUGUUUUGUUCAAUCCAAGCAAAAAGAGCCCAUGGAUAAAGAAAAAUAUAGAGGGAAAAUGAAGAUCCAGCCAAAGCUUGAGGAGGAAAUUAUCAACCUUCAAGUCUCUGCUUUCCGAUUCAACUGGGAGUGUGCUUCAAUUUUACUUCAAUUGCAAUGUUGACUUUCACACUUAUAUCAGAUAUAAAUGAAUUUAAUGAACGUUAAACAUAUGCAUAUUAGAUUACUAUUUGCAAUACUUGCAAUUUCGGUUUAUAUGAGUACAAUUGUAGUGUAGGCCUAAGGAUUAGGCAAACACAAGGUGAUAUGUGUGAACCCCUUCUAACCCUCACUUUCUGUUUGCAUAUAAUAAUUGUCCUGUUAAGGCUCAGACAAGCUUACUUGGUGUAAUAAGCUCUUCAGCUUACUGGGUAGAGCAAUUGCUGGUCAAUCACUCGAUAUCAAUGAUGGUGAAUGUAAGUCAUACCACAAAACAAUCAAACUGCAAUGGAACCCGACUGAUGUGUUUGCAGGCUCAAUUUGCAAUGUUUUGAAUUCAAUGUCAUUAAAGCAUCCCUUUAAAUCACCCCCUUGUCUACCAAUUCUGCUGUAGUAUUUGCUGUAUCAUGUAAUGUAGCCCCCAGCAACCUUUUCACUUCAUGGUUCUCUAAUCCAGUUUAGGUUUUAACAUAUUUUAUUCCUUCACACUAUCCCAAAGCCUCUACAGUUUAGAGGGUUGGAUUUGUGCAUGUUGCGGUGUGUUUUCUGACUUCAAUGGCCCUCUCCGCUUGCCUGUGUGCACAGAAGAUGCAUUCAACUGCACACUGUGUGAUCAGUUCAAGUAAGGUUAAGGGGGAGUGAAGUAUACAACUCAGAAAGUGCAGAGUUGAGUAAUGGUGCAUUGUGGGCUAAAAAGCAACAAAAAAAGGGCAAACCAUGACCCAUUUCCACAAAGAGCACAGCUGCAUUAAGUCAAUAACGCUGCAUUCAAGAGAUUAAAUCAAUCUAAAUUGACCCAAAUAAACAUCCACAACCAUCAAUGCGUCUUGGUUUAAAGAAUUACCCGUUUCAACCACAUUCUCUGGCUACCAUAAAAGCUUAUCCGUUCUGCCUGUGUAAGGUCGAUGAUGCGGGUGCUGAAGGCAUAGCACAUCACUGUGAUAUAAAGGCGAGUUAUCAACGUCCAUUCUUGGGCAGUCCUUGCCUGUCGAGCCGAGUGCAUACGUGAGCGCUCCUAGUUAACUACAGUGGGGGGGCGGAAGGAGGGGGUCCACAGUCAGCAUUUGUCUGCGGUCACUGCCUGCGUAACGCCUUAUCAACUGUCACCUCCAGUCUCAGCCGCCCCCGCUGACACAGAAGGUUAAACCAGGACACAUGCAUACUUUGUGAUUUUAUGAAUGGCUCCUCCACUCUCGUCGAGUUUUCUUCUGGAGACACUGGGGGGACUCAUCGCCUUCCUCCUCCUCAUCCUCCUCUUCACCCUGGUGCUCUACACCCGCCACCGCUGGUGCAAGCGCCGCCGCGUGCCCCAGAAGAGCGCCAGCACCGAGGCCACGCACGAGAUCCACUACAUCCCCUCGGUGCUGCUGGGGCCCCAGGGCCGCGACAGCUACCGCGGGGGCUCCUCGGCCCGGGGCCAGCACCAGCACGGCAACUCGGUCAUCGGCGUGCCCAUCCGCGAGACGCCCAUCCUGGACGACUACGACUGCGACGAGGACGACCUGGUGGGGCUCUCGCACAACUCCACCCCCAACCAGCUGCACCACCAGCACCUGAACCUGUGCGACGGCAAGGCGGGGGGGCUUCAGGAGGACUACCGCGAGGCGCACGGCCAGGAGGUGCACUUUAACGGAGUGCACUCGGACACCAUGCGCAAGGAGGACGGCCUCAACAUGAGCUUCGCCGACAAAAGAGUGGUGGACCCGAAGCACGACUCAGUCGAGGACCUGAUGCAGAGGUUCAAGGAGAGUUUCCGCACCCCCAACACCACCAUGGACAUGACCCACUUCCAGCAAACCACACACAGCUCCUCCACGGGCAGAAAGAGGGGCCCCAGCCACACCAGAGUGACGGGGCCGGUGUUCGGACACCAGGUGGACUCGUGUUCGGAGCCCGAGGACGACAACCAGAUGAAGUUCUACACGGAGCAGCACCGGGGUCAGAGACGCAUCAAAGGUCACCCACCCAGUCCUCUGAACAAGGUCAACCUGACGUUGAUCACCAUAAUCACCUGCGUGGUCGCAGCCGUCUUCGCCACGCAGAACCCGUGCACGCUGUCCGUCAAGGUCACCCUGCACGUGCCUGAGCACUUUGUAGCAGACGGAAGUAGUUUUGUGGUGAGCAUGGGCAGCUUCCUGGAUGUUUCAAAUUGGCUGAACCCUGCCCAGCUGACCCUCUACUACCAGACUAACUCGUCCACCCAGUGGGUGAGAGACUACUGCGGCCAGCGCACGACGGAGCCCUGUGAGCAGCUGUGUGACCAGGAGACAGGAGAGUGUAGCUGUCACGAAGGCUAUUCCCCUGAUCCAGACCAUAAUCAUCUCUGUCUCCGUAGUGACUGGGGGCGCAACGAAGGGCCGUGGCCGUACACUAACCUGGAGAAAGGCUAUGACCUAGUUACAGGAGAACAGGCCCCAGAGAAGAUAUUCAGGUCCUCCUACAGCCUGGGCCAGGGACUCUGGCUGCCUGUCAGUAAGAGCUUCGUGGUACCGCCGGUGGAGCUGUCAAUCAACCCAAUAGCCAGCUGCAAGACGGACGUGCUCGUUACAGAGGACCCGGGAGAUGUCCGGGACGAGGCUUUGCUGUCCACCUACUUCGAGACGGUGGACGACCUGCUCGAGUCGUUUGGCCCCGUGCGUGACUGCUCCAAGGACAACGGCGGCUGCAAGAAGAACUUCAAGUGUGUGUCCGACCGCAGGCUGGAGUCGUCCGGCUGCAUGUGUCCCGAGGGGUUGAGGCCGAUGAAGGAUGGCUCGGGUUGCUAUGACUACUCGCGGGGCACCGACUGCACCGACGGCUUCAACGGGGGCUGUGAACAGCUGUGUCUCCAGCAGCUGGUGCCACUGGCGGAGGACCCCAGCUCCAGCAACGUGCUCAUGUUCUGCGGGUGUGUGCAGGAGUACAAGCUGGCGACAGACGGCCGCUCCUGCCUCCUGCAGUCUGACAACUGUGAGGGCUCCAAGUGUGUGAGACAGGACGUCCGCUUCAACGACACGCUGUUUGGCGAGAUGCUGCACGGCUACAACAACAAGAGCCAGGAAGUCAACUUGGGCCAGAUAUUCCAAAUGACCUUCAGGGACAACAACUUCAUCAAAGACUUCCCCCAGCUCGCCGACGGCCUCAUGGUCAUUCCUCUACCAGUGGAGGAGCAGUGUAGGGGCGUCCUGUCCGAGCCUCUGCCCAACUUACAGCUGCUCACAGGCGACGCCCAGUUCAACGAAGCCAUGGGCUAUCCCAUGAUGCAGCAGUGGCGGGUUCGCAGCAACCUCUACAGAGUCAAGCUCAGCUCGAUCACCUUGUCUGCAGGCUUCUCCAAGGUGCUGAAGACCCUGUCGGCAGAGAGCUCGCGGGAGGAGCUGCUGGCCUUCCUGCAGCAGUACGGCAGCCACUACGUCUCCGAGGCGCUGUACGGCUCCGAGCUCAGCUGCAACAUCUACUUCCCCAGCAAGAAGGCCCAGCAGCAGCUCUGGCUGCAGUACCAGAAAGAAGCCACAGACCAGGGGGUGAGUGUGGGCGGCGGCGCUGGCGGCGGCGGCGGCGGCGUUGGAGCAGGAGGCGGGCGGAGGGAGUUCAAGGCGGUGCCCUUCAUCGGCUACCUGUCGGCCCUGCUGAAGACCCAGCUGCUGUCCGAGGACCUGGUGAACGGCGUGGAGAUCCGCUGCGGCGAGAAGGGCAGCUGUCCGACCGCCUGCCACCUCUGCCACGCCCAGACCGUGAUCGGCCUGGGUGGGGGGCCGGGAGGAGGAGCGGGAGGAAGAGGCGGUGGUGCCGGUGACGGAGGAGGAAAGGCCAGGGGGGGGCCUGGAGAGCGGCCAUCGCCCAUUCCCGUGCUCCUGGAGGUCAGCCGUGUGGUGCCGCUCUACAGCCUGGUACAGGACAACAUCACCAAGGAGGCCUUCAAGAGAGCCACAAUGAGCUCGUACUGGUGCGCCGGGAAAGGUGACGUCAUCGACAACUGGUGCCGCUGCGACCUCAGCGCCUUCAGCAAGACCGGUCUGCCCAACUGCAGCCCCCUCCGGAAGCCUGUGCUCCGCCUCUCUCCUCACCUGGAGCCCUCCAGCUCCAUGGUGGCCUUAGAGUGGGUGGACGUGGAGCCCCUGAUUGGCUGCAAGGUUUCCGAUUACGUCAUCCAGCACAAGAGAGUAGACGACCCGUCCGAAGCCGAGGUCUACACAGGGGAGACUCUGAGCCUGGUGGAUGACAUCUUCUCCGGCCUGGGCUCCUCCUGUGUGGUGGCGGGCAAGAGGAACCGAGACCACGCCCACUCUGCCAUGUACUCUGUGGUCUUCAAGUGCCUGGAACCUGACAGCCUCUACAAGUUCACCCUGUAUGCUGUGGACAGCCGAGGAGGUCACUCUGAGUACAGCUACGUGUCUGUGAGGACGUCUUGUCCCAUGGUGGAUGAUAGCAGGGCCGAAGAGAUAGCCGACAAGGUGUACAACCUGUACAACGGCUACACCAGCGGCAAGGAGCAGCAGACGGCGUACAACACGCUGAUGGAGCUCCCCCCGCCGCUGCUGUACCGCGUGCAGCACCACUACAACGCCCACUACGAGAAGUUCGGCGACUUUGUGUGGCGCAGCGAGGACGAACUCGGCCCCAGGAAGGCCCACCUGAUCCUGCGGCGGGUGGACAAGAUGAGCCACUACUGCCGGGCGCUGCUGCACAGCGCCUUCAUCCAGAGCCGCACCGACACCAUGGCCUACGUGUCGUGCCAGAGCGAGGACCUCUCGCGGGCGCUCCACAGCGCGGGCGGCGGCGGCGCCCUGCACGGCUCCCUCCACGACACGCGCACCGCCUGCAUCGAGAAGCUCAUCUCGGUGCAGCGCAACACAUACGGCAGCACCAACCUGCGGUGAGGAAACUGAUCGCUGGAGAGACUGUGGACAGAGACGGAGAGAGAGAGAUAGGGAGACACAGGGAGAAAGAGAGAGAGAGAUAGGGAGACACUGGGAGAGAGAGAGAGAGAGAGAGAGAGAGAGAGAGAGAGAGAGAGAGAGAGAGAGAGAGAGAGAGAGAGAGAGAGAGAGAGAGAGAGAGAGAUAGGGAGACACAGGGAGAGAGAGAGAGAGAGAUAGGGAGACAGAGAGAGAGAGAGAUAGGGAGAAGGAAAGGAGAGAGUGACUGUGGACAGAGAGAGAGAAUGAGACAGAGAGAGAUGGUGAGAGAGGGAGAGAGAGACUGCUGCACGUUUUGUCUGGUUAGGCAAUCGGCGAAGAUCGAUUGAAGAUCCCCCCGUGCCGCUAAACAUGGGUCGCUCCAAGGUGACCAGGUUUUUUUUUGUAUAAGAAGAAGAAGAAGAAGAUGAGGGGAAAAGAAACUCAAAGGAUCCAAGGAGCGCCUCACGUAGACCUCAAGAAGUUGCCGGACAUUAUUUGUCGUUGAAAAAGUAAUGAGAAUAGACAGAUUUUGUGUGGCCUAAAAAAACAAACAUCGGUGUGUGUGUGUGUGGAGAAGUAGGGAACUGUAUUUUUUUAACUGCAACAAUGCCAGCGAUUGCACAUAUCAACGAGGAAUUGCAGUGUGUUAAACAUGUAAAUUAUCCCUUGGGCCAAGAGGUGGAGAGGAAGAGGGAAAGAGUUGUGCUAAAAAACACUGAAUGUAAUAUUUGAGUUUCUUUACAGUGCUAUAAUAAAAGAGGCUUCUUAGGAAUACAAAAAAAGAAAGGAAAUUUGAAUCUUUGCUCACUUCGUUGAAUGGAGAAAUAAUUAAUGAAGCAGUGAAGCCAUUACCGAGUCUUUUAUUAUUCAUCUCCAAAACUCAUUCAUUUAAAUAAUUUGAGGAUGAUUUCUAACAUUAGAAAAAAUAUAUAGUCUGUACAGAAUAAUAAGAUUAUAUGCAAACAUUAUAAAGCGUAAGUGUGGUAGCCAUUUUGGCAAAUAUCGCAAGACAUGAAAUGUGUGGCAGUUCAACGCUAAGUUAUUCAACUGCUGAAUUUGUAGUUGACAGAGACAUGUUUUCUUCUGUUAAGCUAAAUCAUAGUUAUACAUAAAAAGAAUCCCCAGCCAAGAGAAAGAGACAACUCUAUUGUUUCGAUUUAAAGAAGGAUAUUGAUUGUACUUAAGUUGAGCCCUAACCCUAACCCUAUUUAUUUAUUGUUUACCUUGGUCUAUGCUAUGUUUGCAUUGGCUUCUCAUUAGUCCGAGCUUUGACCUUCUCAAGAAACGACCACGGAUUUAAAAAUGAUGCGCUGUUGCAUUUUAGCUCGUUAAGUUGUUUCAAAACAUAACGAUAAAAACUGUUUAUUCAUUCGUUAAUUCACUUCAUCUUGAGUGUUGACUCCACUGGAUUAAUUUAUGUUCAGGAGUUUUGCCAUAUAUUUAAAGUAUUAAAGAAUAAUCAAUUUAAUCAAUUAUUGAUUUGAAAGUAUUAUUAUAGUGGUGGAAAGAAAAACGGCCCCCGAUGUGUGAGGCAAAAGAGACUAAAUUGUUUGGAAAUGCGGACAAAUAACAAAUGCUGUCUUCAAAUGAUGGUCACUCAAUCAGGGUUUAAUGGACCGAUUCUAACAAUCGAUUUACAUGGAUAGAAAAGUACUGGAACAUUUCAAUUUUGAUCAUAAGGUGGUUAGGAUAUCGAUAACUUUGCAACAUUUUAAUUUAGAGGAUACAGGCUUUUUUGAUGCAUAUGGUUUUAUGUUGUUGUACAUGAAAAUGUGGAGGAAUAUGUGACUGUUGGAUCACAACCGACUCAUUUCUCGUCCAUCGGAUCAUCCCAGAAGCCAUGGAUAUUGUUUGAAUGAAAAUCUACAAUGCCUUUUUUUAUAUUUCUUUUCAGAUUAUAUGACUUGUUAUAGUAAAUUAUUAUAUUGUACAUUUUAAAUUGUAUAUACGAAUCUGUCUUAUGUGCUUUGAUUGUCUUUUUUCUGAAGAAUGUUAAAUAUUAAAAAUGUAUAGAUAACCACCUCCACUCUCUCCUUUGCUUCAAUUACCAAAUAUGGUUUCCCACACAAAAAUAU